Molecule: messenger RNA, 1785 nt
Organism: Laetiporus sulphureus 93-53
Lineage: Eukaryota; Fungi; Basidiomycota; Agaricomycetes; Polyporales; Laetiporaceae
Product: CBF-domain-containing protein
Exons: 8
Coding region: 1-1785 (594 amino acids)
Biological process (GO): ribosome biogenesis
Cellular component (GO): Noc4p-Nop14p complex; small-subunit processome; nucleolus
Source: RefSeq, a predicted model, not a curated record
AUGGCUCUCCUGCAUUCACCUCUACCCAGCUCAUCCAGAAAGCGCAAGCCUCGAUCUGAAGAUGACACUCCGGCCCUCGUCGAACAGCUCGAAAAUCAGCUCAUCACUGCAAUAUCAAGCAAAUCCUCGCUCAACAAGCUGUCUGAUUUACUCAACAUCGCGCUCAAUGCACAGGAUGUCGCGCACUUGUCAAAAUCUGUCUAUGCAUUGUACAGGGUGUUCGUGUCCGUCAUAUCGAAUGGUAUGCUGCUUUCCCGCAAUCCCGACGAGGCAGCGGAAGCUGUUCAUGCUUGGCUCAUGGACAAGCUAAAUGUGUACGUCGAGCUAUUGACUGGCUUGCUCAAAGAUGAGGAACCUGUUCUAAGAACGUCUGCGUUGCAGGUUUUGCUAUCGCUACAGAAACAUUUAUCCACGUCACUAUCUGCCUCAUCGUCGUCCUCGCAGGAGCAGCCACAGUUUUACCUGUCGCACUUUCGCAAGAUCGUCACCGCACUCCUAUUCUGCCCCCCUUCACAACGCAGCUCGCCGACUGCUAAGAAGCAGAAAUUUGAGAACGAGUCUCAGGACAAUGCAUCAAUCGAACCGGAUGUGAAGGAAUUGUUUGUACGGAAAUGGCUCGACGUUUAUGACGAUAUCCGGUGGUUUUUCUUGAGAGAGUCUGGGAAUAUAGUCGCUCGUCAUCCCAGCGAGAAAGGUGGCUCCGCAGCCGUAAACCUGCUCAGCAUUCUCGAAGGCCUGACGACCUGUCCUACUGAGGCUUCCGAACUCAAUACCUGGUGGGUUGAGGAGUUUGGCACUCGCCCACGCGCUAGCAAGUCGACAGGUUCAGAUGAGGACGAGGCAGAUGAGGACGAGCCUGUAGCGGACUUGAAGGAUGACUGGCGAGCGUUCUUCGAUCAAGAACCCGCCAAGCUCAACAGCACAAAGUCAAAGGGUUCCUCGGCUCGGCUGCACACUUUGACUUUGCACGAGUCUCUUCACUCUCUAGCUUCUCAUAGAGCAGUUUUCACUCACGCAUGGCUUGCGCUGCUUCCGGCUCUAUCAGCAAGGCCAUCAGACUCGAAGGCGCUCUCUCUCCGAGUUCUGAACGUUCUGCACAGAGGAGUGAUCCCGCAUUUGACGCGACCUAUCCUUAUCAUGGACUGGGUCAGAGGCGUCGUGGGCUUGCUUGCAUUGAACGCGCUCUUCGUCCUCAUGAAGGAAUAUAACCUUGACUACCCCUCGUUCUAUACACGGCUCUAUGCCUUUCUUGACCGCGAUGUCUUACAUUUGAAGCAUCGGGCACGCUUCUUUAGGCUGACUGAAUUAUUCUUGAGUUCAACGCAUCUUCCGGCAGCCCUCGUGGCGAGCUUCGUCAAGCGGCUAUCCCGACUGUCCUUGAACGCACCGCCAGCCGCUGUGGUAAUGAUCAUUCCAUUGGUGUAUAACCUGUUCAGAAGACAUCCCGCACUCAUGCCAAUGAUUCAUCGUACGGACUACGAUACGACGAAAGAUACAUUCCAGAUGGAUGAGGCUAAUCCUGCUUUGACAAAUGCGCUGGACUCGUCGUUGUGGGAACUCUACUCUCAUCGGCAACACUAUCAUGCCGUAGUGUCGACAAUGGCAUGCAUCUUCGAGGAGGCAUUUACGCGCCCCGCAUACUCCGUGGAGGAUUUUCUUGACCAUGCAUAUGGGACGAUGUAUGAAGCUGAAGCACGUCGGAGAAUUCAAAAGGGACCAGCAGCCAAUAUGGAUUGGCAAUUCGGAAAAGACAACAGUACAGCCGUUGCAUUGUGGGGACUGUAA